Molecule: messenger RNA, 1830 nt
Organism: Scylla paramamosain (green mud crab)
Lineage: Eukaryota; Metazoa; Arthropoda; Malacostraca; Decapoda; Portunidae
Product: T-complex protein 1 subunit gamma-like
Biological process (GO): protein folding
Cellular component (GO): chaperonin-containing T-complex
Molecular function (GO): ATP binding; nucleic acid binding; ATP-dependent protein folding chaperone
Source: RefSeq, a predicted model, not a curated record
AUGGCCGCCGGCUCCUCCACUGAGGUCGGCCCCCAGGACAUGUUCCGGCCUUGUUUUGGGUACAUAUUUCUGGAGUUCAAGGACAGGGCAGCAGCAGAGGAGGCAGUGAGGCAGAGGAACAAUUAUAAGCUAAACAAGCAGCACACGUUUCUCUAUCAGAACACCAAGAGUGAGUCUGGAAGGAAGGUCCAGAUACAGAACAUUAAUGCUGGCAAGAUGAUUGCCGACGUCAUCCGCACCUGCCUGGGCCCUCGUUGGAUGCUGAAGAUGCUGAUGGAUCCGAUGGGGGGCGUGGUGAUGACUAACGAUGGUAAUGCUAUUUUGAGGGAGAUUACUGUGCAACACCCUGCCACCAAGCACAUGAUUGAGAUUGUGCGCACCCAGGAUGAAGAGGUGGGUGACGGAACAAGCAGUGUGGUGAUCCUGGCAGGGGAGAUGUUGGCGGUGGCUGAGCAGUACCUGGAGCAGAACAUGCAUCCGCUUAUCAUCAUUCAGGGGUACAGACAGGCCCUCGACCAUGCUCUGGAGGCCCUUAAAGACACCCUCAGAUCCCGGGAGGGGCCAUCGAAGAGAGCUGUGUGCUGGACGGGAUCAUGAUAAACAAGGAUGUGACCUAUGCAAAGAUGAGCAGGAAAGUAGACAACCCUCGUAUCAUUCUCCUUGACUGCCCGCUGGAGUACAAGAAGGGCGAGAGCCAGACUUCGUUGGAAAUGACUGCUGAGACGGACUUUACGAGAAUUGGUGAUGAAUAUUUUACAUUUAUCACCAAGUGCCAGGACCCCAAGGCAUAAACGGUGCUGCUCAGGGGACCCAGCAAGGAUAUCGUGAAUGAGGUGGAGAGGAACCUUCAGGACGCCCUUGGAGUGGCCUGGAACUUGGCCCUGGAGCCCCGUCUGGUCCCUGGGGGCAGUGCGGUGGGCAUGGCAGUCUCUAACUUCCUACAGCAGAAGGCCAAGGGGGUGUCAGGGGUGAGGCAGUGGCCCUAUUCUGCUCUUGCCCAGGCUCUUGAGGAUGGAGACGUUAGGAUACCACACGGAGGGGGGUGAAGGAGCCUUGGGGAUGCCUGAAGGAGCAGCAGUGAAGGAGGGAGGCCUAGAGAUGAAGGAAAUGCAGAAAAUUCCUGCAAUACUGAACGCUUCUCUGGUCAGACUAUCCUUCACUGAAUAUUUGGACCGAGGCUUCGAGAUACGAGCUGAGCAUCUGUUUUGUUUUAUUGUUUUGAGGCAGCUUUAAGUGUUUUUAGGUGUUUUUAGGUUGUUUUAAGUAUUUUAGGUUUGUGGAAGGAAAGAGAAAGCUUAAAUACAGUAAUAAGGCCAAAAAAAAGGCUUAAAUUGAGAGUUUUAAAGUCAGCCUAGCGAAUAUUAAGCUGUUUUAAGUAUUUUAAGUUACCAGAAGAGAGGAAGCUAAAAUUUAAUACUACGAUAAGGAAAAAGCAUAUUUCUUGCAUUAGGAAGAGAAAAGCUUAUUAUUAUUGACGUUUUUUAUGAAUUUCUUUUGAUUUUAUAUUCAGUUUAUUUAUUUGUCAUUAUUUUUUAAGAUCAUUUGUUUAUUUUCUUUAUUUUUCGCUCGUUUUCAUAAUAGGAAUGUUUAAUUUUGAAUGUAUAUUUUCAUUUUUCUUUUUUUUUUCACUUAUUCGACUUAAUAUCCAGUUUAUUUAUUUAUUAUUACUUCUUAGUGUGUCUAAGUACUUACAAGGAUCAUUUAUUUAUUUAUUAUUAUUUUUAUUUUAUUUUCCUUACGUUUUUUUUUUUAUAAUGUGAACUUAUUUCAUCUAUAUUCCCGUUUUCUGUUACUUGUUCAUGCCAGAGGUGACAAUAAACAUGAAGAUUA